AUGGUAGUAGAUGAAGACUUUGAGAAACUGUGUUCUUGACUGACCCAACUCGCAGCAGAGAGGUGUGUGAGUGUUCCCCAAUGUCGAAGCCAAUCGUAGUCUUCCUCCUUACCCUCAUUCCUCUUCUUUGCAGCUCCUUCUCCCCCGAGAGACCCUCAGAUCGGCGUGUCCUCGUUUUGCUCGAUGACUUUGCCGUCAAAUCCUCCCACUCUCUCUUCUUCAACUCUCUCCAAUCUCGUGGCUUCGAUCUCCACUUCAAGCUCGCCGACGACCCCAAAAUUUCGCUCCAGAGAUACGGCCAGUACCUCUACGAUGCCUUAAUUUUGUUCAGCCCCACCAUUGAACGUUUUGGAGGUUCCGUUGAUGCGGCUGCUAUUUUGGAUUUUGUUGAUUCGGGUCAUGAUUUGAUAGUCGCUGCCGAUAGCAAUGCAUCUGAUUUGAUUCGGGAAAUCGCCACUGAGUGCGGAGCGGAUUUUGAUGAGGAUCCUGCUGCGAUGGUCAUAGAUCAUACUGGAUAUGCAGUUUCUGUUACCGAAGGGGAUCAUACAUUGAUUGCUAGUGAUGAUUUUAUCAAGUCUGAUGUGAUCUUGGGAAGCAAAAAAAUUGAGGCCCCGGUACUUUUCCAGGGGAUUGGGCAUUCGUUAAAUCCUUCCAAUAGCCUGGUGUUGAAAGUUCUCUCAGCAUCUCCUUCAGCCUUUUCUGCUAACCCAAAAUCUAAAUUGACAAGUCCUCCAUCACUCACUGGAUCGUCAAUCUCAUUAGUUUCAGUUAUACAGGCUAGAAAUAAUGCUCGGAUAUUGAUCUCUGGCUCAUUGAGCAUGUUCAGCAACCGAUUUUUCCAGUCAGCUGUGCAGAAGGCCGGGAGUACAACCAAAUACAACAAGUCAGGUAAUGAGCAGUUCUUGACUGAACUUAGCAAAUGGGUUUUCCAUGAAAGAGGUCACCUCAAGGCGGUGAAUGUGCAACACCGUAAAGUUGGGGAAGCUAAUGAACCAGCCAUGUAUAGGAUCAAUGAUAAUUUGGAAUACUGUGUUGAAAUUUAUGAGUGGUCUGGGACAACUUGGGAACCUUAUGUUGCUGAUGAUGUUCAAGUGCAAUUUUACAUGAUGAGCCCAUAUGUCUUGAAGACUUUAUCAACUGACAGCAAGGGUCGUUAUUUCACAUCAUUUAAGGUUCCAGAUGUCUAUGGGGUUUUCCAAUUCAAAGUUGAGUACGAAAAACUUGGAUAUACAAGCUUAUCUUUAUCAAAGCAGAUUCCUGUUCGCCCCUACAGACACAAUGAAUACGAGAGAUUUAUACCAGCAGCUUAUCCCUAUUAUGGAGCAGCUUUUUCAAUGAUGGCAGGUUUCUUCAUCUUUACUGUUGUGCAUCUAUACAACAAGUAGAUGUAAACUUUUGCAUGAUCCUUACUGUAGUCUGUAGUACGGGGGUCGGACUUGUUUUGAGAUUGAAAAUUUUGAUUAGGCAACGAUAGACACGGAUGUUUCUAAUUUAUUAUAUAGAUGCAUUACUUGUUUUUUUCCCAUUAGUUGGCCUUACAAUUUAGCAUCAUACUAUUUUGGUUUUACAGUAAGCAUAAUUGCUUAGCAUUCCAUGAUGCUCUGCUGAUAUUUAACUAUAAGAUUGACUUAUUUGCUAACCUUUUAUGUAUGCUAACAGCGAGAGUUAUU
Abrus precatorius (Indian licorice) is the source of this 1670-nucleotide messenger RNA. RefSeq names its product dolichyl-diphosphooligosaccharide--protein glycosyltransferase 48 kDa subunit. Lineage: Eukaryota; Viridiplantae; Streptophyta; Magnoliopsida; Fabales; Fabaceae. The record is from RefSeq and is a predicted model, not a curated record. Gene Ontology annotation, cellular component: oligosaccharyltransferase complex; endoplasmic reticulum membrane. The coding region runs from base 81 to 1385 and encodes 434 amino acids. The transcript has 13 exons.